Messenger RNA from Drosophila innubila, 2941 nucleotides. RefSeq names its product ER membrane protein complex subunit 1 (gene EMC1). Gene Ontology annotation, biological process: protein folding in endoplasmic reticulum. The transcript is spliced from 12 exons. The coding region runs from base 143 to 2881 and encodes 912 amino acids. NCBI's taxonomy places the organism in Eukaryota, Metazoa, Arthropoda, Insecta, Diptera, Drosophilidae. The record is from RefSeq and is a predicted model, not a curated record. Gene Ontology annotation, cellular component: EMC complex.
UUGUCAUCUCAUCCCCCUUUUACUAUGACGGAAAACACAAAUUACUGACGUUUUCAUUAAUUUAUAACAUAAAAACGUGUCGGUUACCGCAAUAUUCGUGCCUAAGAUAGUUUAAAAGAGGUUUCAUAGUGAACCACACAAAAUGCGUUUAGCACUGCAUCCAGCCGGUACGCUAAUCUCACUAUCGCUUUUACUGUUACUGAGCACCUGCUCUGCGCUAUACGAGGACCAGAUUAAAAAAUUCGACUGGCGUAGCGUUCAUGUUGGUGCCUUAAAGCAGGUCCACGUCGACCUCAACCAUUUUCAGCCGCGAAUAUUGCUAAGUACGAAUGAGCAAGUGGUCGCCUCAUUAUGUCCAAAAUCCGGAGAGAUUGUCUGGCGACAGGUGCUAGAGCAGAAGUCAAGAGGCGACGUGAAGUUGUUGCAAGUAAGCGGAUUCUCCGACGAUAGUAGUGACACGGCUGCCGCUCCAAUGGGCUCCCGUCUAGGCUUUGACAUGCUGACUGUUCAGGGUCAUGCGCCCUCUCUGGUACGUGGCUGGAAUACUAACAUUGGUACAAUCGAGUGGGAGUGGUCCAUAAUGCCAUUGAAUACAGAACGUGCCCAGGACGCGCUCUGGUUUUAUAAGAACUCGGUGCUGUAUCACGUAGUGCCUGUGUGGCGGAGUCAUCUAGAGGUAACUGCCUACUUUGCCACCUCAGGACACACAACCGGCAGCACGAGCAAGAUAAUGGCAGCAUGGAUUAAGUCCGACAGCUGUUUGCUCAGCGGAACCUACUUUGUUUGUUUGGAUGGUAAACAGCUCAUCAGCUUAGAUCUGCUGGCCAAAAGUACGCAGGUUAUUGCCACGCCUCUUCUAACUGAGCCCAGUGACAAAAUCCAAUCUCUACCGGGUCUAAACGGUGUGCUUAUUGCCAACAAGAGACUUAUUAGCGUUAAUAAGGAACAAGCCGUGUGCUCUGAACUGAAUAGUGCCAGCUAUGUUAUAGGAAGUUUCAAUUACCGCAAAGUUGUGGCCUACGCGGAUUUGGCAGACGGCAAUCUCAAAAUUAACGCUGUUUAUUUGGACAACUGCUCACCUGUCCCAGAGCUACAAAUGAGCUUAGCCUUUGCUGAUCAUUAUGGAACUCCUAGUCUGCGUUCCUUUGACUGCAAACUGAAGCGCAAUAGCGAUGGUAAAAGCUGUCUGUUUCUAUUUGCCACUAGCGCCGAGUCCAUUGUUGCCGUACAGCAAGGACGAGUACGUUGGGCACGUGAGGAGUCGUUGGCUAAUGUUAUUGAUACGCAGUUCAUUGACUUACCAUUGUCUGAUACAGAGGGCACUCUGGAGAACGAAAUGAAGGGCAAAGCGGGCGACAUUGUCAGUGCCUUUAUGCGUCGAAUCACCACACAAGCGCUCCAAAUCAAAAGCCUGUUCCUGCAUGUCAUCGGACUGGGCCCACCACCUACGGAUACGCAACGUGCUGGACUUGUGCGCGACUCUUUUGGUCUCCACAAGAUGCUGGUGCUGUUGACACGCACUGGCAAAAUAUUCGGCAUCGACAACGUUGCUGGUAAACAUCAUUGGAAGUUGUAUCUCCCAAAUGUAUCGGGCUUUGAGAAUGCCGAGGAGAUGCGUCUGAUUGUACAGCGAAGCUCCAAACAUUUCCCAUUGCAGCCACUGUGCGCAAUUGUUGCCAAGUUUGCAACUAAUGGCAAUGGAGUAUUGUUUCGCUUUAACCCCAUCACUGGUCUCGCCGCCGAAGGCGGACUCCUGCAGCUGGAUUAUCAAAUCAAGCAGCUUGCGCUUUUGCCUGAAACGGAACAAGACUUUGUUAAGGGCAUACUGAUGCUGGACGCUGCCAACAAAGUUCAUGUGCAGCCCAAGCAUGCUACUCCACUGGCUGAUGGUAUGUACUUGUAUACUGCCGAUGUAAAGACUGCUGAACUCGAGGGUUACUUUGUGAAAUAUGCGGGCAGCGAACUAUCUUGCACGCCCAUUUGGAAUGUGCGCCUUGGAGGGCACAAUUCGGAACAGCAUAUUAUUGGCGUUGCCAGCAAGAAUCCCAUCGAGCACGUUCACUCUCAGGGUCGUGUUCUGGGCGAUCGCUCCGUGCUUUAUAAGUACAUCAAUCCCAAUUUGGUCGCUUUCGUAACACAGGCUCCAGAUGCCAUUCACAAAUCUGUGCUCAAUUUGUAUUUAAUUGAUGUUGUCUCCGGCUCCGUUAUAUUCUCUAUGACACAUCGCAAGGUGCGUCCUCCGCUUCAUAUUGUGCACUCAGAGAACUGGUUGGCCUACUCUUAUUUCAACGAUAAAGUGCGUCGCACGGAAAUCACUACCAUCGAGCUGUAUGAGGGUAACGCCCAGGGCAACAACAGUGUCUGGAGCUCCUUGCAGGCACCUUCUAUGCCCCUUGUAGAACGUCAAUCUUACAUCAUACCUACCAUUGUUGAGGCCUUGCGCGAAACUAUCACCGAACGCGGUAUCACCAACAAACACGUGCUAAUUGGCACAGCCAGUGGCGGAAUCGUUGAAAUGCCCUGGCACCUCCUGGACCCACGUCGUCCGAUUUCAUCGACCACACAGGGACGAGAAGAAGGCGCCAUUCCUUAUAUACCCGAGUUACCAUUGCCCACAGAGAAUCAUAUAAAUUACAAUCAGACCAUUGCACGUUUGCGUAAUAUUUAUACCGCUCCCAGCGGUCUGGAGAGUACCUGUCUAGUCGUGGCCACUGGCUUAGAUUUGUUCGUUACACGCGUUGCGCCUUCCAAAACGUUCGAUUUGUUAAAGGAGGAUUUUGAUUAUAUACUAAUAUCCAUAGUGCUAGUCGUGCUCACAUCGGGCUCUUUGAUUGUUAGGCAUUUAGCGUCGCGCAAAUUGCUCAAGCAGGCGUGGAAAUAGACGCGACACUAUUAAAAAUAUGUAAUUGCUUUAUAUUAAUUGUACUACGACCAAAAAAAA